This is a messenger RNA of Gossypium arboreum, 792 nucleotides long. RefSeq lists its product as uncharacterized. The transcript is spliced from 3 exons. Lineage: Eukaryota; Viridiplantae; Streptophyta; Magnoliopsida; Malvales; Malvaceae. The coding region runs from base 1 to 792 and encodes 263 amino acids. The record is from RefSeq and is a predicted model, not a curated record.
AUGGUGGUGAUUGAGUAUGAGCAGUGUGUCCACUUUGAGGAUAGCCUCAGGGAUAACUUGAGGGUUCUGAUAGCUCCGCAGAGGGAGCGAGAUUUUUCUACAUUGGUCGAGAAGGCAAAGAUCACCGAGGAGGUUAAGUGCACUGAGCGCCAAAAUCGCGAUAGAGAGAGAGGUAAGGACAAGAGGGAUUCAGAGCCCUCGAGUUUUGUACAAAGGCCUAAGAAAAAGGCCAGAGCUAAUGGGCCAGUCAGAGCUGGGCCCCCUGUUGCUGUGCUGGACCGUAGCCAUGUGCCGGUUAUGGUAGACACCAUCAAGCUGAGGUUAUCAGUUGAGAGUACUGUGAGUAAGGUCACCAUACUGAGCCCGCUGGGGCAAUUGGUUAGAGUUAGCAAACUGUAUAGAGAUGUUCCUUUAGAGGUUCAAGGGACCGUAGUUUUGGCUGACUUUAUGGAGCUUCCAUUUAGAGAGUUCGAUAUGAUAUUAGGGAUGGGUUGGUUGGUAAAGCACCGAUCAUGGUUGGGAAGCACCAGCUCUGCGCUAGUGGCGGAGAAGUUGGUUCAUAAGGGAUGUGAGGCAUUUUUGGCCUACAUAAAUAUUUCUGAUUCUGGGGACUCUACUGUUAAGGACAUCAAAAUGGUAAAAGAUUUUCUAGACAUCUUCCCUGAAGAGCUACUAGGGUUACCUCCAAAUCGUGAAGUGGAGCUUGGGAUAGAGAUCCUUCUUGGUACAGCUCCUGUGUCCAUCGCUCUCUACCGAAUGGCACCAAAGGAGCUUACGGAGCUUAAGGCUUAG